Molecule: messenger RNA, 9420 nt
Organism: Notolabrus celidotus (New Zealand spotty)
Lineage: Eukaryota; Metazoa; Chordata; Actinopteri; Labriformes; Labridae
Product: phosphofurin acidic cluster sorting protein 1-like
Exons: 24
Coding region: 572-3289 (905 amino acids)
Biological process (GO): protein localization to plasma membrane
Molecular function (GO): transmembrane transporter binding
Source: RefSeq, a predicted model, not a curated record
AAAAACAGAGCACCAGAGCACAUUAUUAGCCCCCCCUCCUUCCUUCCCUCUCUCUCUCUCUCUCUCUCUCUCUCUGCUCUCCUCUCUCCUCCCUCUCUCUCUCUCUCUCUCUCUCUCUCUCUCUCUGUCUACGUCCUCUUGAAGAGGCGUAGCUCGCUGCUUUCUGCUCAUUGUGUGACUCCGGCGAGAGAAAUUUCCGCUUCCUGCACCGACAAACAACAACCGACCAACCAACACACAACGAGCCGUCUCGAAGUUCAGGCGCAGGGGGACUGAGAGGGAGCGAACACCGGGGAUCUACCGCCUGUCUGCGGGUCUAGAAACCCCGACUGGGACUGCAAUAUGUUCUCGAUCUCUGGACGCGACUAGCACCAAAACCGUCCAACUUUACGGGUGCAUUGUGCGCGGGGAGCGUUUUACGCAUUUGCACCACAAGGAGCAAGGAGCCUUUGAAAAAAGGCAAAAAGGAAGGAAGGAGGAGGAGGCACUUAAAAAAAGGACAACCACAGAAGGAGAAGAAGACAGGCUACUACGGGUAUUCCUCCUGUCAGCUCCGUCUUCAGCCUCCAGGAUGUCGGAGCGAGGAGGGCUCCCGCGGACUGGGGGCGUCCCCUCGCCGCACAUGCAGCCCUCCAAGCCGGUCAGCAUCACCUCCAACCGGCCGGUCCACAUGAACCUGUACGCUACCUGGGAGGUGGACCGCUCCUCGCCCAGCUGUGUGCCAAGGUUGUUUAAUCUGACUCUGAAGAAGCUGAUCAUGCUGAAGGAGCUGGACAAAGACCUCACAUCUGUAGUCAUCGCAGUCAAACUGCAGGGUUCAAAGCGGAUCCUUCGCUCCAACGAGAUCCUGCUGUCCUCGGCGGGGCUGACAGAGACCGACCUGCAGCUCACCUUCUCCCUGCAGUAUCCACACUUCCUGAAGAGGGACGCCAACAAGCUUCAGAUCAUGCUGCAGCGACGGAAGAGAUACAAGAACAGGACCAUCCUGGGCUACAAGACCCUGGCUCUGGGACUCAUCAACAUGGCUGAGGUGAUGCAGCACCCCAGUGAGGGCGCCCAAGUCCUGGGGCUCCACAGCCAGCUGAAGGACGCCUCGGUGCCCGUCGCAGAGAUCCGAGUCUACUCCCUGUCCAGCCAACCCAUCGACCACGAGGGCCCCAAAGCUAAGAUGUCUGAUCGAUCCCCAGACAUCGACAACUACUCCGAGGAAGAGGAGGAGAGCUACUCGUCAGAGCCGGAGGGCAGCGAUGACCCCAUUCAUGGACAGUAUCUUUAUGACGAAGAAGACGAAGUGAGGAAGAAGAAGCUGAGGCGCAAGCUGCCUUCAAAUGCCGCCAUUACCAGACAACCCAACAUCAAGCAGAAGUUUGUUGCCUUGCUGAAAAGGUUCAAAGUCACUGAUGAGGUUGGUUUUGGCCUGGAGCACGUCUCCAGGGAACAGAUCCAGGAGGUGGAGGAGGACCUGGACGAGCUCUACGACAGUCUGGAGAUGUACAACCCCAGCGACAGCGGGCCAGAGAUGGAGGAGACUGAUAGCAUUCUUAGCACGCCCAAACCUAAACUAAGGCCGUUCUUUGAGGGCAUGUCUCAGUCCAGCUCCCAGACGGAGAUCGGCAGUCUGAACAGUAAAGGCAGCUUGGGGAGAGACACCUUCAGUCCGCAGGGGGAGCAGCAUCCACUUGAGAAGAUGAAACACUCACGCAGCCGCAACUUGGAGGAGGCACUCUCUGAGACCGACACACUGGAGCUAACAGAUCAGGAGCUGUUUGCUGAGGUGGGCCCCUGCAUCACGGUGUCUGUGGCUGAGAAACCCCGUACACCCUUAAAGAGCAGCAAAAGUGAAAGCCAGGCCAUGCCAUCCCCAAGGUUGGACGGAGGCCACACCCCCCGACAGAAGCGCAUCAGCACGCCCAUGAAGGAGAGACAGCUGUCCAAACCUCUGAGCGAACGCACCAACAGCUCAGACUCAGAGAGAUCCCCGGAGCUGGGGCACAGCACGCCACUCCUCAGGAAAGUGGUGUAUGACCAGCUGAACCAGAUUUUGUUGUCGGAUUCUGCACUACCUGAGAGCCUGAUUCUGGUGAAUGGCACAGACUGGCAGGGACAGUACGUUGCUGAGCAGCUCCAGGUGCAGAGACACCCGGUGGUUUGUACGUGCUCGGCCGCUGAGAUCCAGGCGGUGCUGUCUGCUGUGCUCACUCGCAUCCAGAAAUUCUGUAACUGUAACUCGUCCAUGCCCCGUCCGGUGAAAGUGGCGGCGGUUGGCAGCCAGAGUUACCUGGGCGCCAUCCUGCAGUUCUUUGUCACCCAGCUCGCCAACAAGACGUCGGAUUGGCUCAAUCACAUGCGCUUCCUGGUGGUGCCUCUGGGCUCCCAUCCCGUUGCCAAACACCUCGGCGCCCUUGAUAACCGCUACAGCUCCUCCUUCCUGGACGGGGCGUGGAGAGACGUGUUCACCCGCUCUGAACCACCGCAGACUGAUCAGUUAGAUGUAGCAGGAAGAAUCGCGCAGUACAUCAGUGGCGCCACCGUCACCCAUCAGCUGCCCAUCGCUGAGGCCAUGCUCACCUGCAAACACAGGACGCGAGAUGAAGACUCCUACCAGAAGUUUAUUCCUUUCAUUGGGGUAGUGAAAGUCGGUCUCAUCGAGUCUGGUCAGUCUCCGACAGGAGACACAGAGGAGGGCGUGGCGGUGAGCUUGGCUGUCCCCUCCACGUCUCCCCCCUCCCACGGCUCACCCACUGGGAUGAUUAAAGAGGCGGCCACACCCCCGUCCUCCCCCUCCAUGGGCAGCGUCCUCUCAGUACAAGGGAGUCCAAGCAUGUCUCACGGCGUGGACGCCAUCGGCCUGCAGGUGGAUUACUGGCUCGCCUCACUGGCUGAGAAGCGGCGGGAGGGCGAUCGCCGCGACACGGGCUGCAAGAACACGCUGAAGAGCGCCUUCCGCUCGCUGCAGGUCAGCAGGCUACCAGGAGGGGGCAGCAGCGACUCACAGGCCCAGGUCAGCACCAUGGCCAUGACGGUGGUCACCAAGGAGAAGAACAAGAAAGUUCCCACCAUCUUCCUGGGAAAGAAGCCGAAAGAGAAGGACGUGGACUCAAAGAGUCAGGUCAUUGAGGGCAUCAGUCGCCUCAUCUGCUCCGCCAAGCAGCAACAGACCAUCCUGAAAGUGUCCAUAGACGGCGUGGAGUGGAACGACGUGAAGUUCUUCCAGCUGGCUGCCCAGUGGCCCACACACGUCAAAUACCUACCUGUCGGACUUUUUGGCUACAGCAAGCCCCCGUCUUAGGGGCGAGCACCUGCCGACUCCUCUGAACCCCGGCCGUCAGCGCCUCCAGAGCCGAGAGAAGACGCCAAGCGGACAGACUUUUCUUCUUCUUUAGUUUCAGUUUGGCUACAGUCGUCUUGUUUCUCUUUCGGGAAGGAGAGGAGGAGAAGGAGGAGCGCUGGUUACUAGUCACUUUAAUGCCCCUGUUGUGUGUGUGUGUGUGUGUGUGUGUGUGUGUGUGGCGAAUGCAUGCACACGUGAAUGUACAGUAUGUGUGUGUUUGAGUGUGUUUGUGUGUGUGUGUGUUCAAGGGGCUCACAGCACAAGUUUAAUAGUUAACUGCCAUUUACGUUUCCGUUCUAUGGAAUGCAACAGCAUGCAACAACUCACCGAUCUCAACCCCUUAAAGUCCGACCCUCCGCUUACGACCCCUUCAAGGUCCCACCGCGCACCUCAGCACCUGAUCCACACGUGCAUGCUCUGAACUAACACAUACACCACUCAUGUGCCGGAAAAAACAGCAACUCAAAAUAAUAAAAAAAACAGAAAUGCAACAGGGCUUCAGUUUUUGCAUGAGGAAAAACACAAAGAAAAGUCUGUUCUGCUCACAAAACGCAGCAAAUAAAAGGCGUGCAUGUGAUGAUUUCACCUCCACAUGUUCUCUGAUACAUCAGCAGCACAUGCCCUUCAAAACAGGCUUCAGAAAUUUAAUUUUAAAGGGCUUCCAUAUGGUUUAAAAUAUCUUUUCUGUACCAAAAUAAGUAAUUUAGAUGUCUAAUGCCAAUAUUUUCCUUUGAAAAAAAGAAGAAAAAAACAAUAUCUAUACAUGGGAAGUGUCGUUUUUUUAUCGUGCUCAAGUGAAAACUCGUAAAAGACUUCCCUUCAAAGGUGUUAUCGUGAUGUACGUUUUUGUGAGAGAACUCCAGGAUUUCAGGGCGGUAGCGAGAGGAACGUGCAGCUUUCUUUUAGCUUCUUAUUUGCUAUGCACUUAUGAAUACACAUCAGAGUGUGUGCAGAGAGGAGAGCUGGUGAGAAAGAACAUAAUGAAGUGAGCCAAAUACAUGUGCAACAAGACAACUGAGAGAGCAGAGUGCAUAUUUUAAAAGAGAGGGGAAAGCAUGUUUUUAUCCUGCUUUUCUACGAGGAUCUAAACUGCGAUGUGGCAGUUUAACGCCUGCAAUAAAGCACAAUGUCGUUCGCUGGUUAGCCCUCAAAGUUUCGUCUUUAUUGGCAAUACUCUCAAAUUUUUAAAAAUCAACCCAUCCAGGGAGAGAAAGCGUUCUUGGUUGAUUUGCGUUGUUUAGGCACAGGUCUGCCACAUGCUUUCUCUAAGAUAUCGUGAGGUGAUUAGUGUGUGUACAGUAUCUGGUAACACGUGUGUGUGCGUGUAUGUGGUGACAUAAAUGUAAUGUGGUCAAAAACUUUAUAAAAUAUCACUAAAUAGGAGAAUAUUUUUUCUACCAUGUGACAGAGGGGACAUGCAUUUGGUGUGUGUGUGUGUUUGUGUUUGCUGGCAGCGUGUGUUGAUGAUGUCAUUAUUAAAAACAUUGAUAAUCAGAUUAGGGCUGCGAAAGCUGCAGUACGUCUCUUGUUUCCGUUGUUGCCUGGCACAAGGCAAGCACUUUUUAUUUUCAAUCACUUAAAAUGGAAAAAGAUUGGGGCCAUUUUCAAAAAUGUUAAUUGACAUUGUCUUCAAGGUUAAAGUCAGAGAUUUUAGUUUUAAGUCAGAAUUAUGAUGAUAAAACUCUGAAUUAAUGCCGAAUUGACAAUAUUUUAAAUUCAAGAUCAAAAUCAAAAUUCUGGCUUUUAAUUUAGAACUCAAGAAUGUUUUUUUAAGUCCACUAAACAAACAAAAAAAUUAAAUUAAAUUAAGUGGACUAGGGCCAAAUGUAAAAAUAAAUAAAUUAGUUUUAGAUUAAAAGUAAAAGUUCUAAAUUUCAGGGCAUAAUUCUUACAUUUGUUUGAGAAUUAAAUUUUAAAAGGAACAAUUUUCAAUCUAACAUUUCAUUCCGAAUUCUGUCUUGUAUCUAAGAACUUAAUUACAAUUUUAAAAAUCUGCCCACAUUCUCUGUUCAUAAAAAAAAAAGAAUAUAAUGUUUGAAAAACACAAAACUAAAAAUUGCAAAAUAUGAAUUUAAAUUUUGACUAUAUAAAUCAUUAUUCUGAUUUUGAAGUUGGAAAUUUGAAAAUAAAUUCAGAAUUAAAAUCAAGAAAAGUGUAUCCCAAAAUUCUGACUUUUAACUGAGAACUUAAGUAAAUGCAUCUGUACAGAACAAACCUAAUACCAAAAUUAAAUUUUGGUGAAAUAAUAUUAUAAAAAAAAUUGUAAAUCUGGAAAAAUAAAAGUUGGAAGGAGACAAAAGAAAUCUGAAUUUGUGUGUAGAAUUUCUGUUUUUCAGUCAGAAUUCAGAAAAGAAUAUUAAAAUUCCAGAGAUAAUUAAAAAAUGUUCAACUCAAGUUUCAAAUCUGAAUUUUAGUGUUUCUGCCACAACUUUGGUCCAUUUUUGUAAAUUUGACCCCAAUCCUCUUCUGUAGAAAACAAACCUAAUCUCAAAUUAAAUCACAGUUGAUCAAACUCCUCUUGAACUCGUGUCAAUGAGAACAAGAAGGGUUAACUUUUUUAAACUCAUAAAUCAAACCUUACCCAUCACGCUCUGCCUUGUGUCACCUUCAUCAUAACACUGUCCAUCUGCAGUGAAGUAUUAGCUCAAUAGUUUCUUCUAAUAGUGUUCAGCAUUCAUUUAAGUGAUGCUUUUGUUUGUUUGAAACAGACUGGACCGUGUCGAUGUUACAGUGUUACAGUUGUGAUGUCAUCGACGCGUCUUAAACUCGCCUCGUUUUCCUAUUGGACGACGGCUGAAGGGUUUCAGAGCUGGCUCGUUUGUUCACUCUCUGUUGAGUUCACUGUCACUGCUGAACAAACUCUUUUACGUACUUCCAAAUAUUUGAAUGUAAUGAAUUAAGUUUACACUUUUGUGCAACUUUCUACAGAUCAUGUUUAAAAAAACAGUCAUUUUGAAGUUAGCAGGAACAGACAGCGAGUUUUCAUGUAAACAACAAAUAAACAAACAGCCAGUGGGCCUCUUGAAUGCACCCUUCUAAAGACCUGUAGUCCAUCAUAUGUACUGCUGAAAACCAGUUAAGGGCUUGACAGACUGACCGACCGACUUCAUCAACAUUUCAUUCCAAAAUGAACUACAUUUACACAAAUAUUCUCUAAGAGUUGCUUUCAGAAUAUCAAAUAAGUACAAUCUUCUCAUUACCACAUCUAUCUUCUAUUCACAUCUAUUUAUAAGUUGCCACUUUUGAGACCUUAAUGUUUAGAAAUCCUUUGAGAAUACAGGGAAGUUCUGCUACGGUGCAUAAACGGAAAUAACUUUUGGGUUGCCAGGUUUUGAGGCCAAAUUUUAGCAAAGUUUCCCCCUUUGGUUUGAAUAUGUUCUAUCCUCUGCUAAUUUCUAUAGCAACACUUAUCAAAAUGUGUUUAUUAACAAUACAUAAAACUACUACAUGUUAUCUGAAAGUUUCCACCAAAACAACAGAAAAACAACAGAAUUAAAUCUAAACUCUUGAGUCAAUAUCAAGCCGUUAUUUUAGCAUCUUUGAGCUCAUUGUUUUGGUUUAAGUCCUGCUAUUUACUUGUUUUGAUUUACUAUAACACCUGUUAUUGGCCUUGUGUCCAUACCCCAAAGAAGAAUAUUUACCUCAAAGAAGCUCCCACGCCAAACAGCAGAUAAAGUAAGCAACUAUCUGGUGAGCCUUCAGUUGGUGGAGACCAAACACAUAGCUAAAAGGGAGUGAAUGAUUCACUAUAAUAACUUUCAUUGGCCUGUGUCCAUACCCCAGGGUAGUAAAUUCCAUUCAAAGAAGCUCCCGCACCAAACUGCAGAUAAAGUGAGCAACUAUUUGGUGAGCCUUGAGUUGGUGGAGACCAAACACAUAGCUAAAAGGGAGUAAACACUUCCCUAUAACAUCUGUCAUUGGCUUUGUGUCCAUACCCCAAAUAACUAUUAUCUAUUCAAAGAAGCUUCUCCACCAAACUUCAGAUAAAGAUAGAAACUAGAUGAUGAACCUGGAGUUGGUGGAGACCAAAAACAAAGCUAAAAGGGAGUAAACAAUUCACUAUGACAUCUUUCAUUGGCUUUGUGUCCAUACCCCAAAGAGGUAUAUUCCAUUCAAAGAAGCUCCUCCACCAAGCUGCAGAUAAAGUUAGCAACUAUUUGGUGAGCCUCGAGUUGGUGGAGACCAAAAACAAAGCUAAAAGGGAGUAAACAAUUCACUAUAACAUCUUUCAUUAGCCUUGUGUCCAUACCCCAGAGAGGUAUAUUCCAAUCAAAGAAUCUCCUGCACCGAAUUGCAGAUAAAGCUAACAAAUAGCUGAUGUUGGAGUUGGUGGAGACCAAACACUUAGCUAAAAGGGAGUAAACAAUGCACUAUAACAUCUUUCAUCGGCCUUGUGUCCAUACCCCAAAGAAGUAUAUUUGAUUCAAAGAAUCUCCUGCACCGAAUUGCAGAUAAAGCUAACAACUAUCUGGUGAGCUUGGAGUUGGUGGAGACCAAACACAUAGCUAAAAGGGAGUAAACAUUGCUCUUCUAUUCAAUAAGUGUCCAGAACACCCACCCAAAAUGUAUGCUAAUGUUGUUCUGUAACCAGACAAUCCUUUGCUUGAUUGCUAACCUAUAACUAGGUAAUAUAAUAACAUGUCAGUGUUAUGUUUGCAGUUGCCCCAAGGUGGCCAAAAACUGUCACUGCACGAUAAAAAAACUGAUGAAUGAAAGAGAUUCUUUACCAAAAUCAAAUGGCAACCCACAACAUAAUUUUAUUUAUGCACUGUGAUAACUUCUUGAUAAUCAUAUAGAAGCUUUAUAUCUUAAAUGUUUAGUUACAAUUGAGAAAGGUUGAUUUUAAGAAAGCUUAAUUGAUGAAAAACGCCAACAUUUUAAAAUAAAGAAAGAAGUUCCAAAGCAAAAAAGUCUUUCAACAGUGUUUUGGAAUUAUUAACUUCAACUGUAAACAUGGGUGGUCUCGUGUCUGCUGCUUAUGGAUAACCUCACUAACACAAAAUGCUCUUUGCCUUGUAGUGUUGUUAGCCUAAUUAUUGCAUUGAUGUGAUUUUGAAGUUGUCCUAUAAAUUGUAUGAAGUUGUAAUUUAUUGAUGCCUCUUUUGUUUUAGUGGGGAGGAGGAGGAGGGGUUAAAGGUCAGCUGAGUCUCCUGCUCCCUGAACUUUAGACAUAUUCUCCUGAAAGAGAGGCAUAAAAACAAAACCACUGCCAAAACCACAAUGUGAAGAACUUGUGAUCAUAUUCAGAGAUAUUUGUGGAUUCGUUUUUUUUGGGUUGCAACAGUGAUGCUCGUUCUUAAGUCAGCAUUUCAAUGUGUGAAAGACGUGGAUGCUUUUUUUAAUCCCAUCCAUCUUUCCCUCCACUCUUACAGUUUACAUGUUUUUCUAAAGUCUCUGGUUGUUCCGUGUGUUAAGUCUUGAACUCGUCCCUGUGUGUUUUUACCUGUACCUCUAUACCUGUGUCGACCUGUGUUUGUGGCGGUGUAGCGGUGGUUCCUCUGUCCUUUAUGACUCGUCGUGGUUAGAGAUUAGUAACUGUUUGGUCCAUCAAUAAUCUCUGUCAGUGAUCAGCAGUGUCUUCUCUCUCCACCGUCCUCAGAUUAAAUGACCCUCUGAUGAUGAGAGAGUCUUCUUCACCAGGCUUCCACAAGCUUAGCUUCGUAAAAAACAUCUGAAACAAUAUUGUCCCCAUCCCCUCACAGCUUGUACAUUUGCUGUCUGUCCUCAUGGGAACGGGAUUCUCCUUUGGAAGCAGUAGAUUUCUGCCUGACUGGUCCUGCUCAGAGCAGGACGCCCUAAGCUUGUGGACUUGUGGAGAGUAUUUUGCACAUGCCAUCGUUUUCUUCAGCAGCAGUCUUCAGCUUUUUUGCCUUUUGCCUAUAACAAUAAUAAUAAUAAACUAUAAUGCUUGUACAUAUCAGAUAGUACUUGUUAUAUUGUACUCCAGUUUUUGUUUUCUUAAUUUCAACAUGUUUUGUAGUAAUGCUUUUUCAUGAUUACGUUUGUCAAUCGAAACAAGAUGGUGGAUGAAAAGUGGAAGUGUUUAUUGUUUCAUUUGUUUUUUAAAAUAAAAAUACUCCUGAUUUGUA